AUGGACGACUAUAUGUACGAGGACGACGGCGCCUCAGCUGUCCCCAACGAGCGUAAUACCGGCAGGGCCUUCGAGUCCGCCAUUGACCAUGAUGCUCUUCUCCAAGCUGAACAGGCCGAAAGCAUACGUCAGGAAGAAGCCAUGAGUAAAUUCAUGAACAAGCUCCGCGACAUGAUAAUCUGGGAACCCUUCCUACUCGACAACACCAUCGACGACCUGGAACUGGUCACCAAGAGCAGCAUCGCCCAACUCGAAGAGCUCGCCUAUCGCCCACGCACGCCCCCACCACCUACCUCCGGCGUCGUCCUCCCCACCGGCUGCUUCCACAUCCAAUCCGCCGCCGUCCUCCACCUCGUCACCUCCUCGUCCGCCGGCCCGCGCACCGUCUUCCUCCGCCUCAAGCGCGACCUCGCAAAUAUCGACGAGUUCAUCAGCAGCGUCACCCCCGCAAAGGUCGAGUCUGUUUAUUGGAACGAGCUGGGAAAGUAUGCGUUUAUCAACUUCCUCGACGAGGGCAUGGCGAACGCGUAUCGUGAGUAUAUGCGCUACCACCCGACCCACCCGUACAACUGGGAGGUAAAGGACACGCUCAUGAACAACAGCGUGCGCCCCAUGCGUGCUGAGAUCGCUGAGGCUAUAAUCGUCAAUGGCGCUACACGCAUCCUAAGGCUGAAUAAGGUGCCGAUUAACGUUGGUUAUGGGCGUGCGUGGCGGAUUGCCGAGACCGGCCAUCCACGUUUCUGCCAUGUGAUCCGCAUCAGGGAGGGCCCGGUGGACAAGGAUUUUGCGCUCGAGUUUGAUGAUGUGGGGAAGGCGAUUAGCGCGAGGGAUAGGCUGGCGGCGAGGGUGGAGAUGAGGGGCGUGGGAUUCGUGUGGAUGGGGAAUGAGCUGGAUAGGAAGAUUGAGGAGUUUACGGAGGAGUUGAAUGGCGUGAUGGAGCCGGUGAAGAUUAACUUUCGGGUUUGA
Morchella sextelata is the source of this 966-nucleotide messenger RNA. RefSeq lists its product as uncharacterized. The transcript has 2 exons. The coding region runs from base 1 to 966 and encodes 321 amino acids. Lineage: Eukaryota; Fungi; Ascomycota; Pezizomycetes; Pezizales; Morchellaceae. The record is from RefSeq and is a predicted model, not a curated record.